CCAGAAUAAAAGCAUUCCUUCAAAUUCAAAAACAUAUCAAACAAAAUUAUGUUGCUUCUGCUUCCCCUCCAAAAUCAGAGCUCCUUUCGAAACUGAUUUUUAUCAUUUUAGGGUUUUUCUUUCUUCAAUAAUCACCCCCUUUCGAUAUAUACACACAUUUCCCCCCAAAUUCAAUCCAUUUUUUUUUUUAUCAAUAGACGUCAGUCAGAAACCCUAAUUACUAGUUUGCAGAGAUAUGUGGGCUUAUGAUUUUAACAAGAACCAAGGUCCCGGUACUGCUUCCGGAAAGCCACAGCCUUUGUUCGGUUUGCACGCUUCGUCCCAACCACAGUCGUCCUGGUUCAAUGGUUCUUCCGUAAAGCAUGAAGGUCAUCAAAAUCCUGUAGGAGCGCCCGUUUUUCCAUCACAUAAUCGGGAAACUGAUUUUCCUCCGAUAAACCAAGUUCAGGAUUUGAAAAGGACAAGAUCGCCACCUAUACUAUCUACGUAUAAAGAUGCUCUGCAAAACUCAACAACUGCUGUAGGGAGGCCUUCUUUUUCUCCUCCCAGGUUAAGUACAAGGCCCACUAGUCAAGGUGGUUCACAAAGUAAUGCUUGGCAUCGACCAUCUACUGAUCCUUUUAAAAGCAAAGCACCUGUAACCAAUCCAAGUGAUUUUCCAGUUCCAAAAAGGACUAGGCUGCCUUUCACAUCAUCAACUGAUCCAGGGUUGCGUGGGAAUGGAAGCUCUGUACUUGAUAACACCGAAAGCCACUCUGUUGCCCAAAGAACCAAAUAUCCUCAUUUUUCGCAAAGAAACAAUCCUGGAGAAGGUUCUGGUCCUUCAAGAGAAACUAGAAGGCCUUCUGUAUCAUAUGCCGAUCUUGAUGAACCCGAAGUACCUGCAACCAAUCCAAUCAAUUUCCCUGUUCUAAAAGGGACCAGGUUACCUUUUACGACAUCAACUGAUCCAGGGUUGCAGGGAAAUCACAGCUCUGUACUUGAUGACACUGAAAGGCCUUCUGUAUCACCUCCGAGAUCAAGUACAAGGCCCAAUAGUCAUACUGGUCCACAAAGCCAUGUUUGGCAUCCUCCAUAUGCCAAGUUUGAUAGACCAAACGCACCUGUAAACAAUCCAAUCAAUUCCUCCGUUCUAAAACGAAGUAGGUUACCUUUUACAACAUCAACUGAUCCAGGGAUGCAGGGAAAUGACAGCUCUUCUGUGCUAGAUGACACUGAAAGAGAAUUGCAAGCCAAAGCAAAGAGAAUGGCCCGCUUUAAAGAUGAACUUAGCCAACCUGAACCAAGCGAGACUGGUAACAGAAACCAAAAAUCACAACAGGUUGAUCAUUUAGGCACAGACAAAAGAAAGUUAAUGGGGGAAGCUUCAGAUAUGACGGGUCAUUUACGUAAUAGCAACUUACAAAAUGACGGUGAAGAUCAAGAUUCAUCAAAUGCUAUAGUUGGAUACUGUCCUGAUAUGUGUCCAGAGCAAGAAAGAGCAGAGCGAGAGAGGAAAGGAGAUCUUGAUCAAUAUGAACGUCUGGAUGGGGAUAGGAACCAGACAACUGGAUCCCUUGCAGUUAAGAAGUACACUAGGACAGCUGAGAGGGAAGCUGCACUGAUACGCCCGAUGGAAAUCCUGCAGAAGACGAUGGACUAUCUUUUGAGCUUGCUGGACCAACCCUAUGAUGAUAGAUUUCUGGGUUUAUACAACUUCUUGUGGGACAGGAUGAGGGCUGUCAGGAUGGACCUCAGGAUGCAGCAUAUAUUUAAUCUAGGGGCUAUUACUAUGCUGGAGCAAAUGAUACGGCUUCAUAUUAUAGCUAUGCAUGAAUUAUGCCAAUAUACGAAAGGAGAAGGUUUUUCAGAGGGAUUCGAUGCACAUCUUAAUAUUGAACAGAUGAACAAAACAUCUGUUGAGUUGUUCCAGUUGUAUGAUGAUCACAGAAAGAAGGGAAUAAAGGUGCCUACAGAAAGAGAAUUUAGAGGUUAUUAUGCCCUUCUCAAAUUGGAUAAACAUCCAGGUUAUAAAGUUGAACCGUCAGAGCUCUCACUCGAUCUUGCAAAGAUGACACCGGGGAUUCGACAAGCUGCAGAAGUGCUGUUUGCUCGUAAUGUAGCUAGAGCCUGCAGAACUAGUAAUUUUAUAGCUUUCUUUCGUUUAGUUAGAAAGGCUAGCUAUCUUCAAGCAUGCUUGAUGCAUGCUCACUUUGGCAAGUUACGGACUCUGGCCCUUGCCUCUCUUCAUAGUGGCCUGCAGACUAACCAAGGCAUACCACUAUCCCAGGUUGCCAAGUGGCUUGGAAUGGAGGACGAAAACUUGGAAGACCUUUUGGAAUAUCAUGGAUUCUCUAUAAAGGAUUUUGAUGAGCCAUAUAUGGUAAAGGAGCGACAGUUUCUGAAUGGAGAUAGUGAAUAUCCCUUGAAAUGCUCAAAACUUGUUCAUAUGAAGAGAUCAACAACUGUUGUUGAGGAUGUUUUAUCUUCUCCGAUAACAUCCUUCCCAGCUGAGGAUCCAAAAGGGGUUCAAUUCCGGAUGCCUCCUAUGCAAGAAGAGUCACCUGCUCUUCGUGAAAAGACUCCGGCUUUUGUCAAACCCAUGGAUAGCCACAUGGCAGAUGUUGGAGAUGAAAUUGUUAAAAACGAAACUAAAGUGCAAUCAGUUUUUACUCCACCGGUAGUUGACUCAUGGGAUGAAGAUCAGCGUCACAUAGAAGUUGCAAGCCGUUCACCUCGGGACAUCUUUAAAAAUAUCAAUUCUUUUAAAUCUCCAAAGGUUGUCACCGCGAGUGUUGUGAAUCCUGGUUUUGAUAUGAAGUUUAGGAACUCUUUUGAGAAGCAGGACCAAUCAAACAUAUCUGCAGCAUCUCAAGUAGCUUCACCUAGAAAAUUUACAGUAGAAACAUUGCCAGAUGUACAGAUGGAUUUUCCUGUUGAAGAUUCACUGGUCCAGCCCGAUUUUCUUGAGGAUCUAGAACCUAAAGAACCUGAAAAUGCGAUUGAAGAAGUGCCAAAUGAAAUUGAACUCGAUGCCUCUAUAAAUGAAGAAGUUGCUGAGGCAAAACUUAAGCUGAUACUGAGGCUUUGGAGACGACGCGCUUCCACAAAGAAGGAUUUACGUAUUAAAAAACUACUGGCAGCAAAUGCUGCAUUGAGCUCACUUUCGUUAGGAUUGCCAAUGUGGCACUAUAAAGAGCUAUCAAAAGUUCCUCUGGACUUCAAUAUUGACCGUGCAAUGUGUGAAAGAUACGAGAAACAAGAACAAUUGUGGUCGACAGUUCAUGUUUCCAAUGUGGUAGCACCUAUUCUUGGUCAACGUUACCAAUAUCCCAAAUGUGUUUGCUGGAAGUUAUUAUUUUGGUCUCUCGACUUGGAAACCAGGGCCAAAGUUUCUGAUUUGGAUCUCGGCUCAUGGCUUCGGUAUAAGCUUAUGCCCGAAAAUAUUGGUAAUAGUGAUGAUAUAGUAGCAUCUUCGCAAAAUCUGUCAAUAUGGAAGAAAUUGGAUUAUGGAAAAUCAGCCGGUGAUUGGACUUACUAUUUGUCAGUGGUACGCAACAUAGAAUUUGAUAGUUUAGCUGAAGAAACAGUUUUGGGUACAAGUGCUGUCAUGUUCUUAGCAUCUGAAGGGAUAUCGUGGGAAGCCCAAAAGCUUCAGCUUUUUAACCUUGUAUCAUUGAUACCUUGUGGGUCAUGUUUGCCGCUUCUGAUCUUAAGUGUCUCAGAUCCCUCAACCAUAGUUGAAAAUUUGGGGCUCAAUGAAGUUGAUAAAUCAAAGAUCAUCUGCUUUUCAGUUGUUUCGUUAGAUGGUUUUUUCAGUGAUGAAUUUCUAAGAAAAGGGCUAGAGUGGCUGGCGAGUCACAGUCCAGUACAACCCGUUGUUCACUGUGUAAAAACACGUGAAUUAGUUCUUAAUCACCUACAAUUUGUGCAGUUCGAUGCUCAUAACAUAAGCCCAGAACAAUGCAUCGUGGUUAUCAACGAUGCUGUGGAUGACUCAAUCAAAGAUAUCGUUCAAGCUGCAAAGUCAAAUCCUAUUUGUUGGCCUUGUCCUGAGAUCUCAUUACUGAAUGGGCCUGAUUAUCAAAUUUUGGAAUCUCAUUUGCCUCGUUUAGGAUGGAGUUCAGCUACAAGAAUUGGGCCUUUAACACAAGCAUUAAGAAAUUGUAAAUUACCCUCUAUUCCAAAUGACAUAUCUUGGUGUUGUAAUCGUUCUCUGACGGGGAUCAAUAUCAACAACCAGAAACAAGUACUCGAGCACUUCCUGGUCAGCUACUUGAGUCCUUUAAUGGGAUUGCCCUUGGCACAAAAAGAAACAUCAGCUUUGAUCCAAAGUUGUGUGGGACUCGAGCUACAUGGUUCAAUGUAUUACCUAGCUCCAAAGUGGCUCAUGAUAUUCCGGCGUGUGUUAAAUUGGCAGUUAAUCAGUUUAUCUAAUAGUGAGAUUUCAACGGCGUAUAUCUUGGAACAAAAAGAUAUCCGGUCUCAAUUUGCUUCGGAAAGUCUUGAUACAUCGUAUCAGCUGAUAUCACCAUCUCUGGAUGAAAUGAUAGAAGUUAGCUGCUGCACGCCCAUCAUGCCUGAUUUAGGACGGGAAUCAACUUACAAGGAAAUGAGUACAGCAGUAGUUUGUGAUCGCUCUGAAGACGAUGAAAUGGUGGUUAGUAGAGAUGAUGAAGCAGAAGAGGAAAUAAGGAAGAUUUAUGUGGAGAAUGAGAGCAAGAAGGAUAGGGAGAGUGAGAGGAGGUUAAGCAGAUUGCUAGAGCAGUGUAAGAUUGUACAGGAUAGAAUAGAUACGAAGCUAUCCGUGUACUUCUAAUAUAAUGCAAUUUAGUGAGUUGAAUUUUGGUUAUUUGCAACCGCAAAUGUAUUCUUUCUGUAUCUAAUUUGUUACAUUAGAUUUGUAUAUCUUAUAAUCGAUGAUCAUUCAAGCAUCGUUUCAGUU
Messenger RNA from Erigeron canadensis, 4924 nucleotides. RefSeq names its product SAC3 family protein B. Gene Ontology annotation, biological process: mRNA export from nucleus. NCBI's taxonomy places the organism in Eukaryota, Viridiplantae, Streptophyta, Magnoliopsida, Asterales, Asteraceae. The transcript is spliced from 17 exons. Gene Ontology annotation, cellular component: cytoplasm; nucleus; transcription export complex 2. The record is from RefSeq and is a predicted model, not a curated record. Bases 236 to 4798 code for a protein of 1520 amino acids.